This is a messenger RNA of Spodoptera frugiperda (fall armyworm), 5246 nucleotides long. RefSeq lists its product as uncharacterized. Gene Ontology annotation, biological process: vesicle-mediated transport. The record is from RefSeq and is a predicted model, not a curated record. Bases 194 to 2743 code for a protein of 849 amino acids. The transcript has 10 exons. Lineage: Eukaryota; Metazoa; Arthropoda; Insecta; Lepidoptera; Noctuidae.
ACAUCGAAAGCAAGUGUCAAAAAAGUGAUAUCGCCGUGUGCGGACGGCUGUUUAUUAAUGUUUAAUAAAAUUAUGAAAAUAAACUAAACAUUUCCAAUCAUACAUCUGUUACAUUAAAAUUCUCAUUAUAAAGCCUUGAAAUGGUGUGAAUAGUGUUUUGUAUCUGUGAAGGGGAACGAGAUAAACGUGCAAAAUGGCAAAGGAGAUGAUGAUAGUGUUUGUCUAUGACACUCUGUGCUGCACUUCAGAGGAGGAUGACCCUAUUGAUGCAGUGCUGUACUUCCAUCCUGGAUGGGUGUCUGAUACCCAGAGGCAUGCACUAGCAGGACAGGUCGUGGGCGCCGCACACUGCGUCAAGACGCUGUUCUCCCAGCCUAUCGCCAUCACCCUGCAGAGCGGUAAAUUCAUCAUCAGGGAAUAUGGGAGGUACAUAUUGGCAAUUGGCAGUGACAGAAACAUCCCAGACUGGGUGCUCAAAAACCGUGCGAAUCUGCUUACCUCCAUGAUCAAAGUGUACCACGGAGACCUGCAAGUCCUGGCUGAACAGAUGGAAGACCAGCGCCGACUGUCGGAGAAGCUGUACCAGGUGUUUGAGACGUAUCUACCGGUGCUGCAGUAUGGCUGUCAUAUAUUUCAAAGGGUGCCUAUGUUGACUUUGCCGAAGAGUGCGACAUCGGUUUACAUGGAAUCCAUGCAAAUACUGGAACACUGUAGGAAGAGCAGCGGCGUCUUAGGCGGCGUCGUACUGUACAAUAAUAAAAUAAUCGCCACACAGCUGCCUCCCGGGCUCACCUCCUACCUGACAGUGGUGGACCCGUACAGAAUAAAGUCUCCCGCCGAGACCCUCGACACUGAGACUCCGCUGCCACUCGGUGCUCAACUCCUCGUCGUGUACGUCGGGAAGAAACUCUACGAUAACCUGAAGAAACAGGUCGAUAAGAUACAGGAGUUCCAUCAGAAUGGAGAGGAGAUGAUCGCUAAGUUUAAGAAGAGUCAAGAAGUCGAACGCGAAAAACAACGCGAUUUUCCCCAAUCCGGCAUGAAGAGAGACAAGUCGCUACUCUUUACCGCCGUCCCUGAAGAAGACCACACCAUGAUAUCUCCACCCAGCCGGGAAGAGCGCAACCCUGACGAGGAGAGGAAGCCCCCCUCCAUGCCAGAUGUUGUCCCGUUCACUAACAAACCAAGACAAAGACCAACGAAACUGUCACUAAGCUUCAAAACACAAAAAUCAUUGGACGAAGAUAUCCAAGAAAAUGAUAAAGUGUUCACAGGACAAACUAGUGUGUGCUCCACCCCCAUGGUCGAGUACAAACGACUCCACGGCAACAUGCUCUCCAUCUGCCAAAUACCUGAAAGCCAGCAAGAUAACAUCAACACGGAAUUAGAACCCGACGUCUUAAAAAAUAUAGAAAAUUGCAAUAAAAUUAAUUUGGAAAACGAAAAACGGGAUAACAAAAUGGUUCUAGACAUCAACUGCAUCGCCGACCACUACAUCAACAAACCAGAUCCAAUCAGAAAGCUGGCCAGUGUCACAGACCUACAAGAGACUAUAAAGAAAUUGUCAAAUCGUGCGACUUCCAAGUUUAAGUUGAAACGAUCGAAAGUGUCACUAAAUGACGAUACUCCGUCCCCUGAACAUACUCCUAAGAACCCCGGCACUAUGACCAUAAACGACCCAUUGUUCCCAGUCUUUAGGAACGAUGGUGUUGCCAUAUCAGAAUCCCUAUUCAACCAAUAUUUGGAACAGCACUAUUCGAAAAUGAAACAAGAUUCUACCGACAAUAUGUUCACCUUUAAUAUGAAAUUAUGUGAACAAGAAAAGUUUGAAGACUUUGAUUCGGAAUUAAAUAGAUCUCCACAGAGGACUCCUAAGAAGAUAGCAAAAGAUUCCACGAAGACAUUACCGACGGACCAGUCGAGGAGGAAAUCUUUAUCGUUGCCUUUGAAAUCUUUGAAUGAAAGUACAGAUUCUCAGAUAGGGUCAGAAUCAGAGGCGACUAGUUUCAAAAAGAAGUUGACUGGUGUGCAGCUGACGCCUUUGAUGGAGAAGCUGAGUCAUUUAGCGUUUUCUGACAAGUCGAGUGGGUACAGUAGUAGGGUUAUGACGCCGCUUGAGUUGAGGGAGUUCCUGACGCCGGCAGCUGACAGGCAGAUCACAUUUACUGAUAGGCCAAAAACUCAGCGCCAGGACUCGGAGAGUGACGAUGACUCCGACAAUGACUUGGAGCUGCUGCCCGAGUACAGCAAGCAUGCCGUCAAGUGCGCGCUGUUUGUGAGCGGACUACACAACAUGGCGCUACUCGCGUUACUCGACACCGACGCUGCCAAUAAUGUGGAAACUAUUAAUACUCUGUGGGAAACAUCGCUAAACGCUCUAGGCCCAAUAGAACAGAAAUGUAUCGAGCCUCUAGCAGCCGUGGGUGACGCGACCGACUACAGCUACUUGACGUUAGACCCCGACUGGGGCACCGUGCGCAAAGGCGGGCCCUGGGCCGCGCUCGACAUAGCCACCAUGGGGCUCAUACAUAACGAAUUCGCAGAAGAUCCUGAGAUGUCAGAGUUUAUAUUGAGGAGUGACGAGAGCGUAGUAGUGGGGUCUGUAUGCGGCGGAGCGCAGGUGUACUACCAAGAGAAGGGGCCCCGUGGUGCCGGGCCACCGCCGCCGUCUGAUGUACUGGCGGCCGCGCCACUGCGCGCGAGGCGUCGUCUACACCGUGAUCACGCCACGCUACUCCUGUAAUCCUAGCACGCUGACUUGUAGACACAGGUAUUACCAUUCUAUGACUGUUCUAGUGACGUUAUCGCACUUACGACGUGAGGUGCGUCAAAGAGAAAUCGCAACCGAAAUUAAAAUGUUACCAGAAAAGGAUCGAUGUAUAAGCCGUUGAAAUGUUGUUGUGUUAAGAUUUGUACUGUUUAGAAAAUACUUCUGUGGGCAUGGUAUUUGUCAAUUUAUCAGCAGUGAUGCAUGGAUAGAUUUGUAACGAAUUCAGUCUAGCCGAACAUUGAAAGAGAUUAUUGUUAUGUAGGUAUACUAAUGGAAAGGGCGUUAAUUUCGACGAUAGUAGAGAUAGAUAGUUUUAUCAUGACUUACAUCUACACUUGAAGUACAUAACAGUAUAGAUACUUCGACAAAAUGGUGUCAUUAUACCUUCCUAUUUAAUUGAAUACUUUGGAAAAUGGAUAUCUCGUCCAUAAUUUUGUUCUACCUGCAACAACUUAUAGGUAUUUGUAGCCAAUUUGAGACUUAAUCACAUCUAUUUCAUAGUUUCUAGUACCAAUCUUGUUAAGAUGCAACUUAGUACCUACAUAAUUCCAAAUAUUCUAUGUAACCAAUACCAAAUAGCUAAUGAAGCUCCACAGACCCUAUUCCGUUAUAUUUUUUACUGUAAGUAGAGAAAUAAUUAGGUAGCUAUUGUAUUUCCUGUAGAACUUUAUUAUUUCCACAACCAGCAUAGUUUACACAUCCAGUAGAUCCCAAAUAAUUAAUAGCGUUGUUUUUAUUGUGGGUAUUUAAUCGAAAUUUAAAAUAUGACAAAUUCAAAAUGCGCCUGAACGUACUCAAUGUACUUAUUAUAAUAUCGAUUAUGGAAACACGGUUUUAAGAAUUUUCUACCAAGCAUAUGGCAUUUUUCUACCAUUUAAAAUGUUGCCCACUUUAAAAAGCUUGUAAAUACUGCCAAAUUGUUGUUAAUUAUAAGGAAAAUAAAAUUAGGUGAAGUUUUUUAUGAAUGUCAAUGGUGUCUGUAUGAGAAAAUUAGGUAUUAUGUUUUUAUACAAGAAUUUUUUGCUUUUCAUAAGCUAUGUUCAGCAGCUUUACGCCUGCUGUACUACACCAAUAUGAUAUUAUACACACAAUACCUGUGCCAUAAGAGAUGCUGAAAUUGACUCGUUUUAUAUUUUGUUAUAUAUUUUUAUAUGACUACACAAAGUAGUAUUUUAUUUGACAUCGUAGUAUCGACGUCUUCUAUUAUUAACCGGUAAAAUCUUAUUCAUUUUAAUUUCCGUAGAAGUCUGUAGGUGUAGUAAGGGAUGUAAUGAAACUUCACAAACAUUUUGGCUUAGUUUAUUUACCAAAUACGUAGUUAUUCGAUGGAACAUCAGUUAGUGGGUUACGACGGGUUAAAAAACCACUAGGGUUGUGUAGGUCCAGCAUUAAUAUUUAGUACAUACCUGCCCUAUAUAGAUAUUCCUUGCAGUAAUGUAGUGACUGCAUCGUAGACUAAUUGUUUCGAGCUCAUUCUAUUCUUGCCACUAGAAAAUAAGUUAUUCGGCCAAUUCUAGAUUAGUAUUGCUACAGAGAAUGGUAUUGCCAAAUUUUAUAUUUAUUUUCUUAGACAGCUGAAAGUCUCUAGUCCUUCCAGAAUUUAUCUUGUAGUAUCUUCGCUAAAAGCUGUUCUUUGCUACGAACUGGGAACAUAGGGUAGUUAAAUUUAUGCGAUAAUGGAUUGUAGGUAUUGAGGCGUACAAUUAUGUUGAUAAAAUACUUUGACAUAACAUUCCAAUGCAUAACAAAAUGACGAUAACUAUGGUUCAUUAUCUUAUAACGAUAAAGUGGCAGUUUUAUUUUUUAUAUUUAUAGUGUCAAACUUUAUAGUAUUUUCCGCCUUAGAUGUAAGUAUAUAUUGUUGUAAUGUUGCUUGCCAAGUACCUAAAGUGUACUUUUAUUCAGCAGUAUUAUAUGUGCAAGCAUUCCAGAUGUUUGAAGUAGUUGUUGGAUUUGAAGUCGUACAACCACUGUAUAAAUUACUUCUGGAAUGUUCUUGUAUCUCUUCCUCAAGCCAUUUUCAGAUAUUUUAUUGUAUAUUUGACAACGCCGUGCUAAGCUAUCAAGCUUAGGCAGACCAUAAACAGGUGCUAUUUGUGCCAAAUGUGGCAUCGCAUGACAGGCUUACAAGGGUGCAUUUAAACGACAAAAGACAUCUUGUUUGUUAAUUAAAUAAGGCAGACUUCAAAUCAAACAUUCAAAUCAUAUCACAUUCCACGUCCCGUAGCUUUAAGUGACACAAUUCCGCCAGAAAUGAAAUCGCGUCCAAUGCAAUCAAUGCUAAACAAAACGAUCAUAUGUUGCCGUGUAUUGUUUUUAAUGUUAUUUGUAUAUUUUAAGAGUAUUUAAGUUUAUCAGCGGUUAGCCUAGUCGCCAUGGUGAGUGCCAACACGACACGAUUAUGUGGUAUAUUUAUAAUAAUAAUAAUUAUACAUAAAUAUUGUUAAGAAUUUUAAUAAAAAUCUGAUAGAGAGAA